Messenger RNA from Exaiptasia diaphana, 1359 nucleotides. RefSeq lists its product as uncharacterized. Lineage: Eukaryota; Metazoa; Cnidaria; Anthozoa; Actiniaria; Aiptasiidae. The record is from RefSeq and is a predicted model, not a curated record. The coding region runs from base 1 to 1359 and encodes 452 amino acids. The transcript is spliced from 4 exons.
AUGAUGAAAUUUUGCAAAAUACAAAAUUUAGAKUUUUCUUUCUUACUUUGUUUCGUUCAUUUCAAGGUUCAUCUCGAUUAUGCGACAGGUGUUCCUGAUYAUUGUGUUGUUUUUGCGUUGAGURAUUCAAGCGAUAAAGAUUUCAACAAAGUCUGCGAUCACAAGCACCAAUACUCAUGUGAGCAAUGCCAAGCMCUUGCCAUUACCUUAGAAGAUAUCAAGGCAAAGCUCAAAGAUUGUACCUUUCCAUCAARAGAUGACGAGGAUGAAGCUCUCUAUACUAUCCAAUCCUCCACGCUUGCCAUCCAGUCYUGRAAGUGCCACAUACUUCGUUCUCUAAAUCAAGACCAAGCGAGAUAUGAUUCUCUGGAACUUCUUGACAAUGAGACUGUGUUAAUUGUCAAUGACUGGGCAAUGAAGUUCCUUCCACAAAAAUAUAGAGAAUCACAGACGGACUKGUUUGGUAAGCRUGGCAUCUCAUGGCACAUKUCAGUAGUCUAUCGCAAAUCGAAUGGAGUCUUACAGUGGCAGGGUUACUUGCACAUUAUUCAGUCUAGCAGUCAAGAUAGCCAUGAUGUCGUAUGUAUUAUGGAAGAUGUUCUUACCGCCCUAAAGCAACAGUAUCCUGACAUUAAAGAGGCACACUUCCGGCAGGACAACGCAGGGUGCUAUCACUCGGCCGAAACAGUCUUAGCUUGCCCUAUCAUAUCUGAGUCUACUGGAAUUCAGAUAAAGAGGAUCGACUUCUCUGACCCACAGGGAGGUAAGGGGGCAGCCGAUAGACUUGCAGCAACUUGUAAGGCUCAUGUCCGCUCAUUURUUAACGAAGGUCACGAUGUUUCAAAUGCAAGUCAGCUUAAAGAUGCCAUACUGUCAUGUGGAGGGAUCAACGGUGUUCGGGUAACCUGUCUUCAAGCCAUCGAUCAAAGUUCAGGAGAAAGUUGUGCUAAAAUUCCCAACAUCAGCAAACUGAACAACUUUGAAUUUAACGSUACAACUAUCAAGGCAUGGCGAGCGUAUGGAAUAGGAGAAGGCAAAAAUAUUGCAAUUGACAAGCAAAAUGCUGGACAUUACAAGUGGCUCCAUUCGACAUUUUCUCCUGGUGAUUUUAAACCUUUCAGUAGCAGUGCAAGCAAGACGAAAACGCAAAAAGASAGUGAACAACCUGUUCUACCUGCCGAUGCACCUGUUGGUAUAGAUUCCGUCGAUGCUUCAAGUCAGCAUGUCUUCACCUGUCCUCAGCAGGGAUGUACAAAGGCUUUCCAACGGUAUUCCUCACUAGAGAAGCAUUUGACUGCAGAGAAGCAGAGUGCCUUAUGGGUACAGCACAUAAGAGAUGGUAGAGGUGCAUCAUCAUGA